Notothenia coriiceps (black rockcod) is the source of this 470-nucleotide messenger RNA. Its product is annotated as ankyrin repeat domain-containing protein 46. NCBI's taxonomy places the organism in Eukaryota, Metazoa, Chordata, Actinopteri, Perciformes, Nototheniidae. Gene Ontology annotation, molecular function: protein binding. The transcript has 2 exons. Bases 133 to 447 code for a protein of 104 amino acids. The record is from RefSeq and is a predicted model, not a curated record.
UAGCAACAGAGGAAUCCCAGCAUAACAACAACACAGCUGCUAACGUUAGCUCGAAGAGGAGCGGAGUGUAUUUUUCUGCUAAUUGGGAACUUAUCAACAGGUACGCUGGAAUUUUCUGACACCCACUCGGACAUGUCCUAUGUCUUCAUCAACGACUCGUCGCAGACCAACGUGCCGCUGCUGCAGGCCUGCAUCGAUGGAGACCUGCCGUUCGCCAAGAGGCUCCUGGAGACGGGCUGCGACCCCAACAUCCGGGACAACCGGGGCCGCACCGGGCUGCACCUCGCCGCCGCCCGGGGCAACGUGGACAUCUGCCGCCUGCUGCACAAGUUCGGGGCCGAUCUGCUAGCCACCGACUAUCAAGGGAACACCGCUUUGCAUCUGUGCGGACACGUGGACACCAUCCAGUUCCUGGUGUCCAACGGGCUGAAGAUCGAUAUCUGGUAAGCAGAGUACACGCAUCCUUUACU